GUGAUGAUAAACAUGAGAUUAAAUUAUUAAAACAUCAAAUAUAUGAAAAAAAUAUCAUAAUUCAAGAUUUAAAUAAAAAAUUAUCAAAACUUGAUCAAAUAUUAACAAAUCUUGAUAUAUUUUUUUCAUAUCAAGAAGAUAUUGAUAUCAAAUUAGAUAAAAUCAUUGAAUAUCGUGAAUAU
Messenger RNA from Scutellospora calospora, 182 nucleotides. The record is from the annotation of a GenBank genome assembly. Lineage: Eukaryota; Fungi; Glomeromycota; Glomeromycetes; Diversisporales; Gigasporaceae.